Molecule: messenger RNA, 1116 nt
Organism: Haemonchus placei
Lineage: Eukaryota; Metazoa; Nematoda; Chromadorea; Rhabditida; Trichostrongylidae
Source: the annotation of a GenBank genome assembly
AUGAAUCGUCGACAUUUACCAAUUCAACCGAUCCGAAGGGAUUCGGAAAGCUUUGAAUUGGACACUCAGAAACAAAUGAUUAUGGAUGACACGGUGGAGAACAAAAUUAUUGGACAAAUGAACUAUAUACGUAUGUUUCUUGCCGACAAACUGGUCUUCCCACCAGAUACAAAAGAAUACAAAUUUGAAUUUAAAGAUCUCGAAGAAUUAGGAUCACUUGGUAAUGGAAGUUUUGGAACUGUAAAGAAGAUGCGACAUACAGCUACGGGCACGGAAAUGGCUGUGAAAGUACGUCCGCUACGAUUUUCGAAAAUUGCAUCAUCGUCAGAAAAAAUCGAUAGUUUUGCAGAAUCACUAAUACGUAUUAGUAAUGAUAAAAGAGUAAAAGUCACGGAGUUACGGCGUGUUCGGAUAGUCAGCUCUGGUGUGGAUGAUGUUGCCAGUUGCCGUUCAAUGAAACGGCUUCAACAAGAAGUAGAUGCUAUCAAAUCAGCCAGUAACUGUAAGCAGAUCGUGCAAUUUUACGGAAUAACGUUCCACGAGGGAGAUGGACUAGUUUGUAUGGAACUGAUGGAUAUUUCAUUGGAACGACUCUAUAUGGCUGUACACGAUUUGGGUUAUCCUGCAUUUGAUGAGAAUACGUUAGGAAGUGUUGCUAUCAAUACCAUCAUCGCUUUGAACCAUAUGAAAAGUCAAUAUCAUAUUAUUCACCGCGAUGUGAAACCUUCAAAUAUUCUGUUGAAUAGGAAAGGAGAAGUAAAACUGUGUGAUUUCGGUAUCUGCGGAUAUCUACAAGAUUCGGUGGCUCAGACUCAGGAUGCUGGAUGUCGGCCAUAUAUGGCUCCUGAACGUCUGAUGACAUUUUCAAAAGGAUACGAUAUCAGAUCCGAUGUUUGGUCCCUAGGCAUAUCGAUGGUAGAAGUGGCAAAUUUUGCCUUUCCCUAUCCGGGAUUCACAACAGCGCCAUUAUUUGCUCAAUUGGAUCUCGUCGUGCAUGGUGAUGCACCAAUGGUGUCUAAUCCCCUUUACUCGACUAAAACCAAAAACUUCAUACAUUACUGUGAAUUGGUUGGAGCAUACGUGGCUGAAAUACUCAGUAAAAUCGACUCUUUGUAG